UGGGAGAAACGACCACACACUUGACCGCUUGUUCUGACCACUAUCUACGUGCUCGACGGCACGCACAUUUUCAAUUUUUUUCCUGUUUUCCCUCGGUCGGACUACCUCUAAUAAACACUAUCCCGCCUGUCGGGUACCUAUUGGAGCGGAGAAAAUAAGCGAAUAUUGGCGAAUAAGGAAGGGAAUAUGGCGCCGCGGCAUACGGUGCUCCCGUUGGCGUACCGGGCCUUCUUUCUCGUGAUCGAGCCGAUCUCUGCGCUCGCGGGGGCAUAUUAUGCACAUUUCCGGAAGGCGGACUACCUGGCGCUUACGGCGCACUCAGACGCAGCCGCGGCUCCCGACGGGGCGGCGUCGGUGGCGCUGUCGCAGCUGGCCAACAUGUACCUGCUGUUCGCACUGAACGAGGCGCUCGUGCUGCGGGCGACGGGAGACGUGCAGGUGUGGCGGACGGUGCUCGCGGUGCUGCUGCUCGCGGACUUCGGACACCUGUGGGCGGUCGGCGGCGCCGGCGCCGGCGGCGGUGGCGUGGACGCCCUCCGGAUCUACUGGGACGUGGCAGGGUGGAACGUGAUGGACUGGGGGAACGUGCCGUUCGUGUACCUGGGGGCGGCGCUGCGCGUCGCGUUCCUCGCCGGCGUCGGGAUGGGGAUGCCGGCGAGGAGCAACAAACCCAGGGCGGCUAAAAAGUGAGGGGUGGGCGUGGGAAUGGAGACGGGGACGGAAACAGGCAAAGGAGAAAUUGAGAAGCAGAGGGAAAAGGGUUACAGAGUGGAUGGGAGACGGCAAUGGUGGGUCGGCCCGCGCUCGCCUCGGCUUUACCAUAAGUUACCUACCGCGUUCAUCUGGAACGAGGCGACCUGGCUAGCCCGAGCAAGGAGGAGAAGAGGGCCAUCGCAUCUGGGCUGGGUUCUGGCGAGCCGACGUCGCCAAUUAAUAUACCUCGUUACUCCUCUCCCUCUGGCGAUUCGCCCUCACGCCCACAACAAAAAGCAUGUCUACGCAUAUCCAUCAUAGUGGGUUCAGAACCACGAGAAGUCACCGCCAGGUACCAAGGUGAUUUGCCAUAACUGUCUGCAUUCUGCCCGAUAUUCCGAGCGCCAGGAGGAGACAGCAGAGCAUACAAGAGAGAAAGCGACGCGGG
Molecule: messenger RNA, 1141 nt
Organism: Durotheca rogersii
Lineage: Eukaryota; Fungi; Ascomycota; Sordariomycetes; Xylariales; Xylariaceae
Exons: 1
Coding region: 187-690 (167 amino acids)
Source: RefSeq, a predicted model, not a curated record